CGCGCAUCGCUCGUGUUUGGGAAAUUUGCCAUUGGGGCUGAGAUUUAGUAGAAGGAGAUAGAGACCAGCUGAAGUGAAAACGCGGUCGAGCACAGGCAAGUAAAACAGGAUCCCUGAGGAAGGGCGCUGAUCGAAUUUGCGGCCGAAAGGAAGAAAAUGGCACGCCAGUUCGAGCCCUACGUCCUGCUCGGCUUCACGGACGAAAGGGUCGUUGAGAGGACGCGUUCUGCCGUCAACUUCACCACCAACAAGAUCGGAGGCACGCCUGACUGGCACCAAGACAAGGACCUGCCGCUUACCAAAUGCAAAUUGUGCGGCACAAACCAGACACUGGUUGUGCAGAUUUUCGCGCCCCUCGAUGGCUCUGAGUACCUACGCACCCUCUACUUUUUCGCUUGUCCUCAACCACAAUGCUGGAACCGGCCUGAAAGCUGGAUGUGCAUCCGACAACAAACCCUGAGCCAAACAAAACCUGACAAGCUGUCUGGAGCAGCACAAACCGCCACCAUCAGCAGCACAAGCUGGGCUGACGAUGCUGACAACUGGGGCACUGACUCUGACGAUGAUGAGAAAAGUGUUCCAUCGGUUGAUCAGGAAAAUGGAAAUAUAAUUUUCCAAAUCCCUCAAAACGCACCUGAAGGCUCUGAUACAGAUGACGAGUCAAGCAGCGUGGAGGAGCUGAGUGAUCCAAACGCAAAUUCCGGCGGCGCUGAGGGCGCAUUUGCCAUUGAGUUCAACAGCAAAUGCUCAGUGGCAACUGCCGAGAUAGAAACCGGCGACGAAAGUGAUAUUGUCUCCAUUGAUACACCCACACAACCGCGGCAACUAGCUGAGAUCUUCUCAUACGCACCGUUGCCGCCGCAUGCUCACCAUGAGUUCGCCUGCAGCUUCAUCAGCGUAGCUGAAGAAAAGUUUGACACCCAAAGAGGGGCCAAAAUCACUGAGCACGAACUGUCGCUGCUGCAGGCUUACCAACAGAGUGAACUGGGUGGCGGAGAUGUUCAAAUCGACGUCAGAAAAAUGAAGGUGGAAGUGGCUGGUGGAGCUGAAACCACAGGAGAGCAAUACGAACAAGAUCUGCCUUCCCAUGGUGAUGCUUAUGCUCAUCGAUUUCUCUCACGACUGAAGCAAAACUCAGGACAAGUGAUUAGGUAUGGGCUCGGUGCUGACCCGAUGUUACUCAAACCCUUGUCCAAACAAAAGAUGCGCUGCACACACUGUGGCUCUGAUCUCGUCUUUGAAAUGCAGCUGAUGCCUCCGCUGCUAAAUUCUCUGAGCCUUCUGCAUGAUGCUGAGAGAAUGGAUGUCCUUGAUUUUGGCACGGUGAUUGUUUUCACAUGUCCGUCGGCCUGCUGGGACCAACGUGGUUUUCAGGAGGAGCGACUCGUCGUCCAGGCUGAGUGAAUUUUCCCAACUCCAUUUUCAUUUGCUCAAAGAGAGGCGAACUUUGAUUACUCAAGGGGCAGCAAAACACCAGCUUGAUUAAGUAAUUUUUAAAAUGCACCUGUUAUCAGCUCAAUUUGAAAAAUGUCAUAAGAGAUUUUACCUCGGAAGUUUUUUAUGGUCCUAUGUUGUGUAAGUUUUAUCCAGUUUUUAACUCUUCAAAUAUAAUUGUCAGAAUUUCAUUGAGUUUGAGAGAACAAGAAUUUUUAAUUCAGCACUACAAGACCACAAUUAAUAUUAAUAUUUUGUACAUGCCACAAUGAGCUGCCCCUGUAUUAUACAAUUUUAUUGAUUCUUAAAUGUUCUUUACGGUAGCGAGAACAUAUCACUCGACAAUGAAGAGUAGGAUUUCUAAAAUUUUAGCCAUAAUCCACCGAAUGGUCUCUGGUCACUUUUUCGCAUUUAAUAUAGUCGUUAAUUGAUAAUUCACUGAUAAAGUACAUCAUUUGCCUCAUCUUUACUUAUUUAGCUUAUGUGCACAUGAGUAUGCACCAAAAAUACAUAAUAAAUAUAAUGAUGACGCAGACAGGUUGUGCUGAGAUUUUUACCUUCAAUGACGGAACGAAUGCAAGCACAUACGAGUUGUGAUACUUGUGUAAUAUUGUGGGGAUAUCUGUUGAAACUCGAGAAAGGCAUAUUUACAAGAAAGAGAGAGAGAGAGAGAGAGAGAAUUUAACCUAUUGGCACUUGUUCUUGUGCAAGAAGAGAUAUUUUGAACAGAAGCAUUGCGGUCGUUGCGAAGUGAAUACUGUAUUUUGAAAUCUCCCUUUCAAACUCUGUAGUUUUGAGCGAAAUUAAAUUACAAUCAUGGAUCUUUCAUAGACAGAA
Messenger RNA from Cloeon dipterum, 2271 nucleotides. RefSeq names its product programmed cell death 2 like trus (gene trus). Gene Ontology annotation, biological process: apoptotic process. Gene Ontology annotation, cellular component: cytoplasm. The record is from RefSeq and is a predicted model, not a curated record. NCBI's taxonomy places the organism in Eukaryota, Metazoa, Arthropoda, Insecta, Ephemeroptera, Baetidae. The transcript has 6 exons. The coding region runs from base 157 to 1404 and encodes 415 amino acids.